Magnusiomyces paraingens is the source of this 1959-nucleotide messenger RNA. RefSeq lists its product as uncharacterized. The transcript has 2 exons. Bases 1 to 1959 code for a protein of 652 amino acids. The record is from RefSeq and is a predicted model, not a curated record. Lineage: Eukaryota; Fungi; Ascomycota; Dipodascomycetes; Dipodascales; Dipodascaceae.
AUGAACUCGGCUUCAGUCAGUCGUUCGAAAGGUCCGGCUGUCUCGAGUACUGCCAAAUCGCACAGGAAAAUAAAUUUCUUGAAACGAGUGCUCCGACUGGUUUGGUGCGCGGUGCGGGCCACUGCUGCGGUUUUCUGGGCUUUUAUAUGUAUUCUUGUACCUUCAAUGGCUGAUCGUGCAGAAGCCGCUUUUCAUGAAUUGAAACAGGAAAUUGAUAAUGCUGUUAAAGAAGCCAUGAUGACCCAGGAUUAUGCCUUCAACAAACCAAAUGUCACUUUGACAGUUCAACCUGAUGGCCAAAAAUUUGCAAAAUCCCCUUCAAAGAUUACAUUUUUACACGACACUAGAGGAAAUAAUAAACAAUCAAAGAAGAAUGGACAUGGUUUGCACAGAAGACGAGUUGGAAUGGACACACAAGCGGUAACAAAAACUAAUAAACACCGGGCAAUUCUAUCAAUCACAAAAACUCACAACUCGGCCCGAGUUUAUAGUUCCAAAAAUUUGCGCAUAAUACCACCAACUAUUUCUGUCAAAUACCCGGAACCAAAUAAUGACAGCUCAUCUAUUUCGUUGUCUUCUUCACUUGUUCCUUCUUCUUCUUCUUCUUCUUCUUUUCAAACUCUUCCUUUUUCCUCUUCCAACAAUGUCGACGUUUUUCCUAACAAUUGUGCUUUUCGCAACCCUGUUUCUCUUCACAACUCUCAUCGAAAUAGAACUCAAUCCAUGGACUUGCGGCCCAUUUCACAGCCUGAUUCAAAAGAGCAGGUCGUCAGCGUCAACUCUUUGGACCUUUUUCUUCCCCAGGAAACAGGUGCAAACCAACCAUUAACCAUUUACCAAGAUGGGUACACUAACCAAAUCUACGAAAUAAAACACGAUUACCCAGAAAAUGAAGAAGACUAUACUGUGGUUCCGACGACAAAAAAUGUCCUCCAAAAUGCUACUCUACACUCUCUUAACAAGCAAAUGGACACUCAAACUAAAGUUUCUUUGCCAAAACAAAUGCCUUAUGCGAUAACUGCAGAUUGCACUGACGUGCAAAAUGAGUGCGCUGGGGAAAUCCCCAAGAUUGCUUCAUCUGGUACUUUUUUGGCCUCUGCAUCUGAGUCCUCGUUACCCCGCAAAAUGGCCUCAGUAUUACCAGUUACUACUGUAACACCUCCAAUGCCGCAUUCAAUGGCCCAGCUUUUUACCCCUCCACCACAAGACCCUCAUGCGCCAGUCAUGAAUGCCCGAUCAGAUCACUAUUGGACAUGCCCCAUGCCUACAGUCGGUGGAGGUACCAUCUGUGUGCCUGUGGCUGCAGCACUUCCACGGACUUUUAGGCGGGCUGUGCCAUCUUCUUCCUCUUCUUCUUCUCCUUCUUCUUCUUUUAGUGUUAAUAAGCCACGCGCACAAUCGAUAUCGAAUAGUAUAGGGUCCCCUGUUGAUUUGGAUGAAGAGGAAAAAGAAGAAUGUGUCGAAAGGGUAUCACUACCAUCACCAACACCUGUAUAUAGAGCACCUAGAAUGUGUGCGUCAACAAGUGCCCUAAGACCUCGUUCAAGUUCAAGUUCAGGGCCCCGCAUUGGGGAGGAAGAAGAUGAGAAUGAAAACGAGUUGCUUGUAUUGUUUCGGCAAAGACGACAAAAUUCUAUACAAAACCAGCAACAAUCCGAGUCUCUUUUACGACGAGACUCUGAACAGUUACAUGUGGAACAUUGCCAAGGAAGUACUCUAAAGGCUUCACCUAGUGUAAAGAGCCUCAAGUUUUUAAGAAAUAUGGAGUUUUUUGAAGAGCUUCAGCAGCAAACUCGGGCAGCGCUGCAAGAAAAAGCAGCUGCAGCUGCAGCGUUCAAUGAAGCGCGCAAACAAAUGAAUCCCGAACAAUUGGCAAAACAUCGUGAAAUGCUGGUAAUUCGUAACAAGUUGAGCUUGUGCGAAGCUGAGCAUAUUCUUGGAGUAAAGCGCAUUAUUUAA